Messenger RNA from Kluyveromyces marxianus DMKU3-1042, 939 nucleotides. It is a transcript of the gene KTI12, whose product is annotated as Kti12p. Lineage: Eukaryota; Fungi; Ascomycota; Saccharomycetes; Saccharomycetales; Saccharomycetaceae. Bases 1 to 939 code for a protein of 312 amino acids. The transcript has a single exon. The record is from RefSeq and is a predicted model, not a curated record.
AUGCCAUUGGUUUUAUUGACUGGGUUCCCUAGCAGUGGUAAAACCACCGUUGCUAAAAAAAUUGUUAGUUUGAUACAACAAACCAUCGAUUCAAAUGAGAAGUUAUCCAAUUAUUCUGUUGUUUACCAUUCUGACGAAACCUUAAAUAUAUCUCAUGAUGAUUAUAUAGGCUCCAAUGAGGAGAGAAGAGCUCGUUCAAAGAUUAUGUCAGUCGUGAAGAGAGAUUUGUCUCGACAAAAAGUUGUUGUAGUUGAUUCGUUGAAUUACAUCAAAGGCUUCCGCUACCAGUUGCAUUGCGAAGUUAAGAAUGUCAUGACAACAUAUUGCUUAAUCCAUACCGCGUGUCCUAUAACAACACUUGUUGAGUGGAACAGCAAGGAAACCGAAACUCAUACACCAUGGGAACCAGAGUUUUUAAAUGCAUUAAUUCAAAGAUAUGAAGAACCAAAUCCACAAACCAGAUGGGAUUCACCUUUGUUCACCAUAUUAACUCCACAAGAUGAUGUGAGUGCAAUAUAUGAAGAUAUUAGUAAAGCAUUGUUUCCUACUGUCUUCAAGUCUAAAACCGAUGACAGGGAUGCAGAAAAAAUCCUACAACAAUUGAAACCUAACAAUGCAACCAUACUUAAAGCGGCAUCACACACAAACUCUCUACAAAUUUUAGAUUCCGAGACUAGUGCUGUUGUGAAAAGUAUCAUGGAAUACAUGCAACAUAAUGUAGUUAGCGGAGGUAUCUCAAGAAUAAUUCUAACCCCGGACCAUUCCGAUAUAGAUGACCCAGCCUGUCUCUAUGUUGAUGUUUCUUUACAAAAUUGCACAAUGCCUCAAUUGCAAAGAAUAAGGCGCCAAUUCGUCGCAAUGAAUAGACUCAGAAAUCUUGAAGCUGACAGAGUGAAACCACUUUUCGUGGAGUAUUUAAACAAAAACUUGAAUAUAUAA